This is a messenger RNA of Nelumbo nucifera (sacred lotus), 858 nucleotides long. Lineage: Eukaryota; Viridiplantae; Streptophyta; Magnoliopsida; Proteales; Nelumbonaceae. The record is from RefSeq and is a predicted model, not a curated record.
UAUGCUCGCCUCUUCGGCACCGGUUCAUGGUCCUCUUGUAUGGGUAUAGUAGGAAAAUAAAGAGAGGCUAGGGUUUGAGCGGUUCAAUUUUCAGAUAAGGGGCGGGGUGCCCUUGUCAUUGCCGGACCAGGGUUUUUCAUGGUUUUGCAUCGAGCAAAUUUUGAAAAGCACAGUUCAGAUGAAUCGCGAAAAGCUUAUGAAGAUGGCCGGUGCAGUUCGCACCGGUGGAAAGGGUAGCAUGCGAAGAAAAAAGAAGGCGAUUCAUAAGACUACAACCACAGAUGACAAAAGGCUUCAAAGUACCCUGAAAAGAAUAGGGGUGAAUGCUAUCCCUGCUAUCGAGGAAGUCAACAUUUUUAAGGAUGAUAUAGUCAUCCAGUUUUUGAACCCUAAAGUUCAAGCCUCAAUUGCUGCCAACACUUGGGUUGUCAGUGGCUCUCCUCAGACAAAAAAAAAAUUGCAAGAUCUUCUCCCAGGGAUCAUCAACCAUUUGGGGCCAGAUAACCUGGACAAUUUGAGGCGGCUUGCAGAGCAGUUUCAGAAGCAGGUACCGGGAGCAGUUGCAACACAGGAAGAUGAUGAUGACGUCCCAGAACUUGUUGCUGGAGAGACAUUUGAAGCUGCUGCUAAUGAGGCUCCUCCCUCUUAGAGAUGUCUUUCAGAAGCCUUCUGUUUGUUUUUAGUAAUUUUACUAGCAGUGACCCGUGCGAUGCACGGGAUGCUGUAUUUCUACUUUUUUACAUGUAGAAUAGUAGAAUAAUUUUCUUUUCUUUUUUAUUUAUUAAGCUUCAAACCUUCCUUUUUAUAUAGUUUAUAUAUUAUGAAAAACAUAUAAACCAACUAUGGUGGCUCAGUUGA